UGUCCUUGGGUCGUCAGGGCGUUAUUAACAGACAACAAAAUACAUCAAAGAGCACACCAUCGGGUCUUCUGUAUGGUAUCUAUUUUUCCAUCCUCGUUUUCUUCGCUACGGGCCAAGAUAGGUCUUAUACUUCCAAAUGACGACAACAUCACGGCACGAUGGCCACACAACCACGUCACAGGCCGAAUUGAAUGAAUCAAAAUGACAUAUGGCACGCAUUCUCCCUGAAAAUUCUUCUUUCUCCUCUUUCCCAUCAUCCUCUCAACACCAUCGAGAAAAUUCUAUCUAGCAUCAACAUUCAACAUGUCUUCGUUGAUAUCCAUCUCUCUCCUGUCCCUCGCUCUCGUCCAGUCUACGAGGGCAUGCGAGGUCCUCACAGAGGUCUCGCACACCUUCUACGGCUACCCCGACAACGACCCUCCCGGUCCCGACAUCCUCUAUGACUGUGGUCGAGGCAACAUAGCCGGCGGAGUCGGCACCUACGACGACCCGCUCACCUUCGCCACGGGAACCGGCGAGUUCGAGCAGUGCGAGAUCAUCUACGUGCCCUAUUUGCAUAAGUACCUGCGCAACGAGGACUACUGCGAGACCUGCGACAAGAACUGGGACAACGGCAUCUGGCACAUCGAUGUGUGGACUGGCUCGGCGGACCUUAACGGCAUGGAGGGCCAGAUCCAUUGUGAGAACUCUCUGACUCCACCACCGUUGUCGAUUAUUAGGAAUCCAGGGGAUGGGUUGCCGGUUGAUCAGUACCCGCUUUAUGAGGCAGAUGGGCGGGAUGCGUCGUGCAAUUUGGAUCAUGUUUCCGUGACAUUCGAUAGGGAGGAUUAUUGCUAG
Aspergillus steynii IBT 23096 is the source of this 837-nucleotide messenger RNA. RefSeq lists its product as uncharacterized. The coding region runs from base 304 to 837 and encodes 177 amino acids. The transcript is spliced from 2 exons. The record is from RefSeq and is a predicted model, not a curated record. NCBI's taxonomy places the organism in Eukaryota, Fungi, Ascomycota, Eurotiomycetes, Eurotiales, Aspergillaceae.